Neopsephotus bourkii (Bourke's parrot) is the source of this 2923-nucleotide messenger RNA. Its product is annotated as lethal(3)malignant brain tumor-like protein 3. Gene Ontology annotation, cellular component: nucleus. NCBI's taxonomy places the organism in Eukaryota, Metazoa, Chordata, Aves, Psittaciformes, Psittacidae. Gene Ontology annotation, biological process: regulation of DNA-templated transcription. Gene Ontology annotation, molecular function: protein binding; zinc ion binding. The record is from RefSeq and is a predicted model, not a curated record. The transcript is spliced from 20 exons. Bases 95 to 2179 code for a protein of 694 amino acids.
GGACUUGAGCAGCUCCGGUCCGCGGGAGAGGCCCCGGCCCGGGCCGCGUGCCCACAGAGCUGCGCUCUGCUCCGGUUUCCAACCCUGUGAGCCAAUGGAUUGCUUUGGGAAUGGAAAGUUCUGUACCCAGAUGGGCUCCCAGCAGCACAGGGACAGCGAUACCAGAGACAUUCCAGAUGAUUGCAGAAACAGGGGAAGUAGUAGAAAUGUUAAUCCCAGCAGUGGCUGUCAGGUGAACGAGGCUGACAGACCUGUCAAACGUCUCAGGAGGAAGAGGAGACUGCUCCUGGAGUCUGAGGAUGACGAGGAAAAUGCAGAUGAGGACGAGGAGAAGAAUAAAUCAAAUAAUAUGAAAAGCCGCAGAAACACUAAACCAAUAAAACAAGUUGUUCCUGGAAAGAAGAAGGUAUGGAACUGGGUUUCCUACUUAGAAGAGGAACGGAUGCCAGCUGCUCCCCUAAAACUGUUCAGAGAGUAUCAGUCAUUCCCACAAGGCCGAAAUGGAUUUAAGGCUGGAAUGAAACUGGAAGGGCUGGAUCCUGAACACCCCUCUCGGUUUUGCGUUCUCACAGUGGCUGAGGUACAAGGGUACCGAAUGCGAUUACACUUUGAUGGUUAUCCAGAGUGCUAUGACUUCUGGGUUAAUGCUGAUUCCUCAGACAUCCGUCCUGUUGGCUGGUGUGAAAAAACAAGUCAUAAGCUGCUCCCUCCUAAAGGUUUCAAGGAGGGAGAAUUUAGUUGGGCUUCCUAUUUGAAGAACUGCAAAGCUCAGGCAGCUCCAAAAAGCCUUUUUAAGACCCUCAGCACUCCUGUCACCCCCUCUGGUUUCCGUCUGGGAAUGAAGCUGGAGGCAGUGGACAGGAAGAACCCAUCGCUGAUGUGUGUCGCAACCAUCACGGACAUGGUGGAUAACCGCCUGCUGGUUCAUUUCGAUAACUGGGAUGAGAGUUACGACUACUGGUGUGAAGCUAGCAGCCCAUAUAUCCGUCCUGUUGGCUACUGCCAAGAAACUGGAACCCCACUGACAACACCACCUGGAUACAACGAUUCCAAAGGCUUCUCAUGGGAGAGAUACUUGGAAGAAACUAAUUCCCAGUCAGCUCCAGCAAGAGCAUUCAAACUGCGGCCUGCUCACGGAUUCCAAGUUAAUAUGAAGUUAGAGGCUGUGGACAGAAGAAAUCCCAUCUUGAUAAGAGUGGCAACAAUAGUUGACAAAGACGACCAUCGCAUUAAGAUACAUUUUGAUGGCUGGGACCGUCAUUACGAUUUCUGGGUCGAUGCAGACAGCCCUGAUGUCCAUCCAGUAGGCUGGUGUGCAAAAACUGGACAUGCUUUGCAAGUGCCUCUAGGAGCUGUUGAUCAAGUGGGAGCAGUGGGACAAACGUGUCCUACUCCAGGCUGCCAUGGGAUCGGCCAUGUGAGGGGACCCCGCUAUGGAACACAUUAUACGUUGGUUGGCUGCCCAUAUUCUGAGGUGAACCUCAACAGAGAAAACUUGUUGCAGGACCGCCUGAGUGGGGAGAGACCUUCCCCCAGCAGCAGCAUGCCGAAAGCCAAGAGGCCAGAGACUCCUGCCCCAUUCCUCUCGGGAGCAGGAGAGUCUUCUCAGGAGGACUCUCCCCAGUCCCGAUCUGCCCAAGACAGUGAAAAGUCGUGUCAAAGCAGUAUUCACAGCCUGUCGGAACAGUCUGAAAGCAAUCAAGAGAGAGACUGGGGAGAAGAGGAUUCCUUUGCAGACAUCAAAGCCAAACAGAAGAAGCUUGGAUGCUCACAUGCCUAUAUAAAGUUCCAGCUGGUGAAACAGGAAAGCAAUGGGAAAGACCCUGACCUGGAUCUCCAGCAGGCCCUCCACCAGUCCAUCUUCAUGCCUUCCCUGGCCUCUAACCCGACCCACCGCCUCCAUCUCUGCUGGGAGAAGCACUGCAAGCUCCUGCCAGAGGUCUCAGGCCUCACAGCCAAACACGUGGCCAAAUGGACUGUGGAAGAGGUUGUAAGCUUUAUCCAGCGCCUGCCUGGUUGCAAAGAACAAGCAUCUGUGUUCAGGGAAGAGCAGAUAGACGGUGAGGCCUUCCUGCUCCUGAACCAGAGCGACAUAGUUAAAAUACUCAGUAUCAAGCUGGGUCCUGCCCUGAAGAUCUACAAUGCCAUUCUCAUGUUCAAGUCUGCAGAAGACAUCUGAGAAGAGCCCUUUGGCAGAGCCCACGAGGAACUGACAGGGAACAGACCUUCAGCUGAGAGCAUUGCAACGUGCAGAUCGGAACUCGGACCUAUUUUAAGUAGAACUUAUUAGAGGUAUUUUUCAAGACAUCAAACUCCUGCCAUAGUCUGGAAUACAGGGCAGCUUCACUUCCAAGAAGAGGAUAUUAUUAUAUUUUGUAAUUGAGUUUGGGUUUGCUAUAUCAAUCUCUUUUUGAGAUCUAGAAGAAACCUCCGGUUCUAAGGGGAAUCCAGGGGAACACUGGUGGAGCUGCAAUAGCAAGAAGAAAGCUGUGAGUAAAAUGACUGCUGUGUUCAACGAGAGUGCCUGAAAGACUGAGUUAUCACCAGCAUGUUUAAUAUAUGUGUAAAAACUCUAGGAAAAGAGAAUAAGAAAGUAGGAAAGAGAAAAGAGUGUCAGAAAAUAGGGAAAAGACGCACUUCAGAGCAACUCAGCUGUAUCCUUCAGUGCUGUGACUCAAGAGAUGCCCUUUUCAGGACCAUUUUUAUCUUGUAGUUCCUCCUACUGAUCCUGACUGUACCCUUGCUGCUUCCACCACAGAAAGGUAGCAUGGGCUGAGGGUUUCAUCAGUGAUGGCUUGCAUCGUUUCUGGUAACAAGCAAAAUGUUCUUCCUCGUGUCACCAGAGAGUGGGAAGCAAGCCCUGUGGAGAUAGGCUUUGGGUAGGCAGAGAUGUCUCAUAAAGGUAUCUCCCACAGGGGACAAA